GGUGAUUCAGAUUAGGCGGCUGCGUUCGCUUUCGCGUCGGAACCUGCUAUUGGGUUGGAACGGGGUCGUGAGGCACAGCGGUGGGGUGGGUUUCUCCAAGGAGUGGACGGCGUGCUGUGAGGGUUAAUAAGGGCUUGCGGCGCCGGCGCGGCCAUGGCGGACAUUGACGAGCUGGCGCUGGCCGGCGGCGACGGACUCGAGGAUGACCUGCUCGACGGCCUCAACGACGGCGAGAACAACGGCAACGACACGUCGGCUGUCAGCUUGGAUGGCGACCAGAGCAUGGACGACCCGGAGCUGGCCGCCAUCAAGGCGCGGGUGCGCGAGAUGGAGGAGGAGGCCAACAAGCUGCGCCAGAUGCAGUCCGAGGUGGACAAGCAGAUGAACCUGGGCAGUCCGACCACAGAGCCGGCCACAAACCCGCUCAACCUGUCGGUCGAAGAGAAGAUGGAGGUGGACGCGCGCUCCAUCUACGUCGGCAACGUGGACUACGGCGCGGCCGCUGAGGAGCUGGAGCAGCACUUCCACGGCUGCGGCUCCAUCAACCGCGUCACCAUCCUCUGCAACAAGUACGACGGCUCGCCCAAGGGCUUCGCCUACAUCGAGUUCGCCGACAAGGACUCGGUGCAGACGGCGAUGGCGCUCGACGAGUCGCUCUUCCGCGGCCGCCAGAUCAAGGUGAUGCCGAAGCGGACCAACCGGCCGGGCAUCUCCACCAGCAACCGCCCGCCCCGUGGCAGGUUCCGCGGCCGCGGUCGCUUCGGCUACCGCUCCCGCCGACCCAGGUACCGCCGGUCAAACUACUUCUCUCCCUACUAAGGUACAACAGUGGGUGGCGUCGAUCCGGCAGCGCAGCCUAGCGGAGGAUCUGCGAAGCUGAAGUUCGACAGCGGUGGCCGGACGCAGACGGCGCCUCCGGGUCGAGGAGUUUUGCUUCUGACUGAUGUCAUCGUUCGAUUCGUCGUUUUCCAUGCCGUUGUGUGGCGCUGCAAGUGGAGGUGCGCUGUGGUGUGAACGUCGGGACGCAUGACGCGCCGAGAAGCAUUCGGCCGCCUGGUGCGCGUGUUGCCGCUAGCCCCGGCCGCGGUCCCCCCACCCCUACCCCCCAUGUUCCCAUUUCAACUCUGCCCGCCGGGUGUGACGCCUCGGAGCGCGUGCCGGCGGCCGCUGUCCGUGGACUUCUACCCUUUGGUCGUGUUCGCCGUGCGGCCGAGCGGCGGGCCCGUCCGUGGCAGGCGUACCGGUCGCCUGUUUUGAGUUGGAGCCGGUUGUCUUCUUACCUUAACCCUGAUUUAAUAUCGGUACUUGUAGUGUUCUUGUGACUAGCGAACGUUCGGCUGGAUGCGAAGUGCAGUUUCUGGAAAGAUGCUGGUCGGGCACGAAAGAUUCUGAAAAGUGAGGGAAAACACGACAAAAUGUACAGACUCAUGGUUUUCACAAGGUGUGUGGGGGAGAUCGGCGUGGGUGUAAUGGAACGAUUGCUGCCAGAAACAUCGUGUGGCGAGGGGCGAGAGAGGCGAUAGUUGGCGUGGGAGUUAGUAAAAGCUAAUAAAACAUACCGCGCGGCGCGGGGCAACAGGAACGAUUACUGACAUGGGAGUCAGUAAAAGUUAAAACAUCCUGUGCGGCGCGGGGCAAGUGACGAUAGUUGACAUGGGCGUUAGUAAAAGUUAAUAAAACACCCUGCGCGGCGCGGGGCAAGAGGA
Messenger RNA from Pollicipes pollicipes, 1706 nucleotides. It is a transcript of the gene Pabp2, whose product is annotated as poly(A) binding protein nuclear 1. The transcript has 6 exons. Bases 154 to 819 code for a protein of 221 amino acids. The record is from RefSeq and is a predicted model, not a curated record. Gene Ontology annotation, cellular component: nucleus. Lineage: Eukaryota; Metazoa; Arthropoda; Thecostraca; Pollicipedomorpha; Pollicipedidae. Gene Ontology annotation, molecular function: poly(A) binding.